AUGUCUUGGUCAUUCUACUCAAUACAGGCCUAUCGACGACAGCUAUCUUUCAUAGGACCAACAAACACACAAUUUUUUGCUCCAUCAACAGCUGAAACCUCCACCAACAAUGCACUGGGCCGUCGUGGUACAGAUGAGCGACCAGGUUGCUCGAAUCCUCCCAAAAAGAGGAGGAAAUCGGAUCCUUCUGAAGUGCCCAGCCUAACCGCCCGCUCGCCACCAAACUCUCCUCCACGAACCCCUCAACCUCCUCAGGUUAACAGUUUCGGGUCCGGAUCCUUGGAAACCCCUCCCGCAACGCAAGCUGAGGGUUCCGAAUACAGCGCAAAUGCUCGAGCAGGCCUCCUUCUGGAUCACCCCCAAGUGCAGAGGGUACCCCUUCAAGAAAUGAUCGACGCGCUCUUUCCCUCGAAGGAGGACCUACACAUCGAGGAACUGUGGACAUUGUUGAAGGAAAAGAGAGCCGUUACGCGCAACGAUAAAUGGAAAGCUUCAUUGGUUCCACCUUCUCCCAAAAAAGUAAAAGCGCGCGAGACGAAAGUCUUCAAGUUCGUUGAGCGCCUGAACGAUGCGGUACUGGACGCAUAUGACGAACUUCGGAAACGGUUUCCAUCACUUCCAGAACGUAGUACCAAUCAUGUCGUGAAAGGGGAGAAGACGCCGCACUCAAACAGGCAAAACCGUUUCAGACCGGAUGCAGCAGUCGAAAUCGGCGAGGCGAUUUGCGAGGAUUUGGAAUCUGGUUGGGAUUGGGACUGGUUGAAGAUCGUGUGCCCGGGAAAAUUCAAAAGGUACAAUACACCGCUGUAUGAGUUGGAUAACUACCAAAAAGUGGUAUGGUCGAUGAACGAGGUGAUGCGCAAUGACCCGAGGCGUCGUUUUGUUUUCGGCCUCACGAUUGAAAACACGACUGGCCGUCUGUGGUUCCAUAACCGAGCCAACUUGGUGGCAUCGCAACCCUUCGAUCUACAUGACGACAGGAAACAUGUCGCCCAUAUCCUGGUUGCGCUGGGAACAGCCGAUCGUGUCCGCCUAGGUUACGACGAUACCAUUACCCUCCAUGAUCGCCAGGAGAACGAGAACAUCUUCGAUAUUCAGGUCUUCGACCAAGACAAAAACGAUGGCCGGCCCACAACCUACCGCACUGUCAGACGGAUAGCCGACUACAGUGCUGAUGUGCUUACCGGUCGUGCGACUCGGGUCUGGACAGUACGAAGGGUUGAAAAUGGUGAGAUGGUUGGUGGAGAGCUUGCCCUGAAGGAUACUUGGGCAAACGAUGACCGCCCCAGGGAGCACGUCUAUCUAAACGAGAUCCGGCAAAAACUCGGGAGCGACCCCCGCUUGAGGCACUUUUUGACGUGCACCACAGCAGGCUGGGUGCCUGCUAGCAAGAGCAACCCGGCUGAACAGGAUCACACCCUCAGAACCCACCACAAAGGUGUAUGUUUUACCAGCAAGGAUUACCUGGAUUUGCUUAGACCUCCGCCAGAGCCAGCGGAAGGCAAGGAUCCCAAACAAAUCACUGCCACAGAUCACAUGACGCCAGUGAAUGGCAACCAACGUAUUCAUUAUCGCAUUGUAUUCGAAGAAGUUGGGCGACCUCUCACGACCCUCGACACUUUUGAUCAAAUGUUUUUCGCGUUACAAGGGGUGCUCUGUGCUUGCGGAGCGAUGCAUUCUACAGGCCAUAUCCAUCGAGAUGUUAGUGCAAAUAACAUCCUCAUUGUGGAACGAAAUCCCCAGGCACCUUGCAAUUGCCCUCAAUUGCUGGAAGGAGGAAAGGAACUUGUUGGAGUCAUUAUGGACUUCGAAUAUAGUUUUAACAUUCAUUGCGAGGCAGAAACGCAUCCUACUCAGCCCGACACUUGGCAGUUCAUGGCUUCGGAAGUUCAACAUCAAUCUUACCUCUUUCUACCGCUAAACUUGAGCGGUUUCGACGAGCUGCGCAAAAUUAGCCCUUGGGUUCAACAUGCUCUCCAUGAUAUUGAAGCCGUUUUCUGGAUCGCAGUCUGGAUACUUUUCAAGUACCUGACCCCGUCAGUUUCCCCUGUCCAGUCAUAUAAAUACCACUACCACCGCCUCUUUCACGUUCGUCGCAUCUUGAAUGCCCAUGACCUUUAUGCGACUGUUCAGCGAGGACUUCCAGCUCCUUACCAAUCCUUCGCAACAGAUCUCCAUGCCUGGGGUUUGUUUCUCCUUAGAUGUUUUGAAGAUAUCUAUAGCAAAGCUGUUGACGCAGACCUUAACGUGGAUAUUGUUGUAUUUGCAAAACAGAGUCCAGCUGUGGUCAAAGGAAGUAUCGAUCAUCUGGCAAGCAUGCGUAUGAAAGCAAGCACUCCAGAGCUACGGGGGAAACUGGAAGAUGCCAAGAUGCAGUUAGCUCGACAAGAGAAGAGGAAGUGA
Marasmius oreades (fairy-ring Marasmius) is the source of this 2403-nucleotide messenger RNA. RefSeq lists its product as uncharacterized. Lineage: Eukaryota; Fungi; Basidiomycota; Agaricomycetes; Agaricales; Marasmiaceae. The record is from RefSeq and is a predicted model, not a curated record. The coding region runs from base 1 to 2403 and encodes 800 amino acids. The transcript has 8 exons.